GUUUAAUUAAGGCAAGAAUCAUGCGCACACAUGAAUAGUGGCUAUUUCUCAAUCUACAUACACGCCCUGGCUGAAAGGAACUUUCAGUUUCAGUACCUGCGGAGGGUAGGAGUGGAAAGCCAUGGCUGACAACAUCCUCAAGGCAAAGAGGAAGCAGUUCAUCCGUUCAGUGGGUGCAGGGACAAUAAAUGGCUUGCUGGAUGAACUUUUGGAGAAGAAAGUGCUGAACCAGGAAGAGAUGGAGAGAAUAAAAUUUGUAAAUGCCACUGUCAUGGACAAAGCACGGGACCUGUGUGAUUCUGUCACUAAAAAGGGGCCUCUAGCAAGCCAAAUCUUUAUCACUUACAUUUGUAAUGAAGACUGCUACCUGGCGGGAGUCCUGGAGCUCGAAUCGGGUCCACCAGCUGAAAAUUUCGUUAGAAUGGACGAUUCCCGGGGAGGAUACUCUCCUUCCUCAGAAAUAAAGGAAGAACAGAAAAAAGAAGAUGGUGUAUGUCCAGGACCAAGUGGGAGCCUCAAGCUAUGCCCCUUAGAAACAGUCCAGAAGAUACGGGACAAAAAUCCUUCAGAGAUUUACCCAAUAAUGGAUACAUCUGUGCGUACACGUCUUGCUCUCAUUAUCUGCAACACGGAGUUUGACUAUCUUCCAAGGAGGGACGGAGCUGAUGUGGAUGUCAGAGAAAUGAAGUCACUACUGCAGGACCUGGGAUAUACUGUGAAAGAAAAAGAAAAUCUCACAGCUCAGGAGAUGACUAACGCAGUGCAGGAAUUUGCUGGCUGCCCAGAGCACAGGACUUCGGACAGCACUUUUCUUAUAUUCAUGUCCCAUGGUAUCCAGGAAGGAAUAUGUGGGAAGUCACAUUCUGAUAAAGUAGCAGAUGUUUUAAAAGUUGACACUAUCUUUCGCAUGAUGAACACUUUGAAGUGCCCAAGCUUGAAGGACAAGCCCAAAGUUAUCAUCAUUCAGGCCUGCCGUGGAGAGAACCGAGGGGUGGUGUUGGUGAAAGAUUCAGUAGAAGACACUGGAAAGAAAUUCUUAGUGGAUGCAGAUUUGGAAGAUGAUGGCAUUAAGAAAGCCCACAUAGAGAAGGAUUUUAUUGCUUUCUGCUCUUCAACACCAGACAAUGUUUCUUGGAGACAUCCUCUCAAGGGCUCUCUUUUCAUUGUGGAACUCAUCAAGCAAAUGAAAGAAUAUGCCUGGUCUUGUGACUUGGAGGACAUUUUCAGAAAGGUUCGAUUUUCAUUUGAACAACCACAAUAUAGUUUGCAGAUGCCCACCACUGAAAGGGUGACUUUGACAAAACGUUUCUACCUCUUCCCAGGACAUUAAAACAAAUGUGUUUGAUUCUACCCUAGAUUUCUGACCUAUCUAACCACCAGUUCCUGGUCAUCCACCUCCUAGCAUGGCCCUCAAAUUGGACCAGUUACUGGAUGGUCACCCUCAGAACUCCAGUGCCACCACUGUCCCAGUACAUCUUGUAGGCAAAACAGAAUGCAGGCUGAAGGUUUUGUGGCUGGGUUGGUAUCCCUGCCCCAACACUGGAAACAUUGCCUGGUUACAGAAGAUGGCUGGUUCAGGCUCCGUGUCCUCCAUUAUGAGGAGUCCUCACUAGGGUUACCCUGGAGGUUUCCAUUGAGAGUCCUUUGUACAAGGUUUCCACACCCCUAUGUCCUCUAAUUCUCUCCAUCCCUGUACCCAUUCCCUCCAUCUCCUCAACUACCUGAUCCCCCCUAUUCUCUCCAUACUUGCCUCCAGUACACCUGAAAAAUCAACUCUAUUUCUACUUCCCAGGGAGAUCCAUGCAUCAUCUCCCUAGAGUCUUCCCUGUUUCUGAGCCUCUCUGGAUCUGUAGAUUGUGGCAUGAUUAUCAUUUACUUAACAGCUAAUCUCUAGUUAUAAGUGAAUAUAUACCUUGUUUAUCUUUCUGUGUCUGGGCUACAUCACUCAGGAUGUUUUUUUUCUAGUUCCAUCCAUAUGCCUGUAAAUUUUAUGAUGUCAUUUUGUUACCAGCUGAGUAAUACUGCAUUGUGUAAAUGUACCAUAUUCUCUAUCUAUUCUGGCAUUGAAGGACACUUAGGUUGUUUCCAGUUUCCGACUAUUAUGAAUAAAGACAAUGUGAACAUAGU
Messenger RNA from Mesocricetus auratus (golden hamster), 2127 nucleotides. Its product is annotated as caspase-1. Gene Ontology annotation, molecular function: cysteine-type endopeptidase activity; caspase binding. Gene Ontology annotation, biological process: proteolysis; regulation of apoptotic process. The transcript has 10 exons. NCBI's taxonomy places the organism in Eukaryota, Metazoa, Chordata, Mammalia, Rodentia, Cricetidae. The record is from RefSeq and is a predicted model, not a curated record. The coding region runs from base 122 to 1330 and encodes 402 amino acids. Gene Ontology annotation, cellular component: protein-containing complex.